GGACGUCAGUAAUGUUGUUGUUGGUGGUGGGAGAGAGCGCGAGAGAAAAAGAAAGAGGGAUAGAGAGGGAGACUGUAAAUAUGGAGGAGGUGAAACGGUAGGAGGUGAGACGCAUCUUUUUGCUUAGUUUACGGCUUUUCGUGAGCAGGCGGAGCGCGGCGGAGUCUGCGGGGGAAGACACACCGAUCCUCGGCGGCAAGCGGAGCCGGGAGGAAGCGACCCCAGCUCCGCCGACAUCCACGGAAAAUUUCACGUUGAAAACAAAGUCUGGCUCGUCUACCUGCUCUGUUCUCCACCUGAUGGCUGACUCAGAAGACCCACUUUAACCCAGUGCAAGUCCAGAUCCAACCUUGAUGAAUUCGUCACACCCCUCAGUGGAGGUGAAGAGCAGCCUCCCGUCAGGCAUGCAAAGCCCAGUAGGAACAACAAGCGAGCAGAGAGGAGGUGGUGGAGAAGGCGGUGGGGGUCCUGGAGAAGGCCCAGGAGGAGGAGGAGGAGGAGGCCCGGUGGACCUGCGAACAGAGCCCAGGGUGGGGUCUCUGUCCGGUAACUCAGCGGUGGAUACAGCCCUGCGGGAGCAGCAGCUCCAGCAGGAACUGGUUCUUCUCAAACAGCAGCAGGAGCUCCAGAAACAGCUGCUGUUUGCAGAGUUUCAGAAAAAACACGAAGUGCUUACAAGACAACACGAGGUCCAGCUGCAGGAACAUUUAAAGCAACAACAGGAGCUGCUAGCAGCUAAACGGCAACAGGAGUUGGAGCAGAAGAGGAAACUGGAGCAACAAAGGCAUGAAGAACAGGAGAAACAGAGACUGGAGCAACAACUGUUGCUGCUCAGGAACAAGGAGAAAGGGAAAGAGAGCGCCAUCGCCAGCACAGAGGUCAAACUGAAGCUGCAGGAGUUCCUUCUCAGUAAGAAAGAGCCUGGUACAGGCGGACUGAACCAUUCCUUCUCCCCAAAGUGCUGGGGAGGCCAGCACACCUCCCUGGAGCAGAGCUCUCCACCACAGAGUAACACUCCUGGAACUCCACCCUCCUACAAACUCCCCCCACUGCUGGGGAACUAUGAGAGCAAAGACGACUUCCCCCUCCGAAAGACGGUCUCAGAACCGAACCUGAAGGUGCGCUCGCGGUUGAAGCAGAAGGUGGCGGAGAGGCGCAGCUCUCCACUCCUCCGCAGGAAGGACGGGACCGUCAUCAGCACCUUCAAGAAGAGGGCCAUCGAGAUAUCAGUUUCUUCUCUCUGUAACAGCGCUCCAGGUUCAGGUCCCAGUAGUCCAAACAGUUCCAACUCAGCUAUCGCCAACGGCAACACAGGAUCGGUUCCCAACAUACAGACUGAGCUGAGAUCUCUUCACCAGACACUGGGGGCUGAUGGGACAUUGAGUCCACUGAGUCUCUACACCUCACCCUCCCUGCCAAAUAUCUCCCUCGGCCUCCCAGCCAACACACACAUCACGCCCCCCCAGAAGCUGUCGCCCCAACAAGAGGCAGAGCGUCAAGCCAUCCAGUCCUUGCGAGGGGGCGGAGCUCUAACAGGGAAGUUUCUCUCCACAUCCUCCCUACCAGCAGGUGUGGGACAUGACGUGGAGGCUCCGCCCCCCUCCUCUCAUUCAGCCCAUUCCUCUUUGCUGCAGCACGUCCUGCUGCUGGAGCAAGCCAGACAGCAGACAGCGAUGCUAGUCCCCAUGUACAAUCAGUCACCGUUGGUUACCGCAGAGAGAGGCGUGACCUCGGGCAUGCGUGCCGUCAACAAGCUGCCUCGCCAUAGACCGCUGGCUCGCACCCAGAGCGCCCCCCUGCCCCAGUCCCCCCAGGCCCUGCAGCAGCUGGUAGUCCAGCAGCAACACCAGCACUUUCUGGAGAAACACUAUAAGAUGCUAUCAAAAGGUGCAGACCUUCCUCGGCCGCCGCCCACCUACCCAGAGGAGACAGAGGAGGAGCUAACCGAGACCAGCGACAUGCAGGAAGAUGACAGAGGUGUUUACAGACUUCAAAAGGAGGGGUCUGACGACAGCUCGCAUUCAUCCGAGCGACUCAGCGUGCACGUGAAGGGCGAGGAUGAGCACCGCAGCAUGCAUGUCAAAGGGGAGAGCACCGAGAGCGAGCUGGAUGAAGAGGAAGAGGACGAUGAUGUCAUCCCGCUCAGGGAGAGCGAGGAGGAGGAGAGAGGGGGCUACAUGCAGCCUUUGCAGCAGCUGGGUGUGUUUCAGUCCUCGCUGCCCCACAGACCUCUGGGAAGAGCCAAGUCCUCUCCAGCUGCCACCGUCAAUCCCAUCAAACAUCUCUUCACUACUGGCCUCGUGUACGACAGUCUGAUGCUGAAGCAUCAGUGUGUGUGUGGAAAUGCUCACAUUCACCCAGAGCAUGCUGGGAGAGUCCAGAGCAUCUGGUCCAGACUGCAGGAGACGGGCUUACUGGGUCGCUGUGAGAGGAUUCGCGGGCGGAAAGCAUCUCUGGAUGAAAUCCAGUCGGUCCAUUCAGAGUUCCACACUCUGCUGUACGGAACCAGUCCACUCAAUCGGCAUAAACUGGACCACAAGAAGCUUCUAGGUCCCAUCAGUCAGAAGAUGUACGCCGUUCUUCCCUGUGGAGGAAUCGGGGUGGACAGCGACACCGUGUGGAAUGAGAUGCACUCCUCAGCGGCGGUCCGCAUGGCGGUGGGCUCGGUAAUUGAGCUGGCCUUCAAAGUGGCCUCAGGGGAGCUGAAGAAUGGCUUCGCAGUCGUCCGUCCACCAGGUCACCAUGCGGAGGAGUCCACAGCCAUGGGGUUUUGUUUCUUCAAUUCAGUCGCCAUCACUGCAAAGCUGCUGCAGCAGAAACUGGGAGUGGGAAAGAUCCUCAUUGUGGACUGGGACAUUCACCAUGGCAACGGCACCCAGCAAGCCUUCUACAAUGAUCCCAACGUCCUCUACAUCUCCCUCCAUCGGUACGAUGAUGGAAAUUUCUUCCCUGGCAGCGGAGCACCAGAGGAGGUGGGGUCGGGUCCAGGAGUCGGCUUUAAUGUGAACAUAGCGUGGACCGGAGGAGUGGAGCCCCCGAUGGGUGAUGUGGAGUACCUCACUGCCUUCAGGACUGUUGUGAUGCCCAUUGCCCAGCAGUUCAGCCCAGAUGUGGUCCUGGUGUCUGCAGGCUUCGAUGCAGUGGAAGGUCAUCAGUCUCCUCUGGGAGGUUAUAACGUCUCCGCCAAAUGUUUCGGUCAGCUCACACAACUGCUGAUGGGUCUGGCAGGUGGGCGCGUUGUCAUGGCGCUGGAGGGAGGUCAUGACCUCACUGCUAUCUGUGAUGCAUCAGAGGCCUGUGUAUCAUCGCUGCUGGGAGACCCGUGUGACUCAGUGUUUCAGUGGCCUCAGGAGAAGCCAUGUCCUAAAGCCUGCGCCUCUCUGGAGAGAGUGAUCGAGAUCCAGAGUAAACACUGGUCUUGUCUCCAGAGUUUGACUCAGACCAGCGGCCACUCGCUAUUGGACGGGCCGCUGGGGGCCCAGGGCCAAUCAGAGAAGGAUGAGGCAGAGACGGUCAGUGCCAUGGCCUCUCUGAGUGUCGACGUGGAGCAGCCAGUUCCUGAAGACACAGAAACCAGCAGGUCCACAGAGGAGCCGAUGGAGGAAGAGCCCGUUUUAUAAGAGGAGCUCAAACUAGAAGCACACAAUCACCAUCACCUCCUUCUAGCACCUCCUCAUCCUCCUUUAUCUCAUUCUCCAUGGAGUGUGUUCAUACACACAGUGUUGUGGAGGACUCUGAUUGGCUGAGAACAUGAUGGAGGCAGACGGAGGAGAUUCCUGAGAGAAACUUGGACCUGUCUUUUCUUCUGGUUCAUCGGCCCAAGGAGGAGCCGACGACUUGUUAGCAUCUCCAUGGAAACCAGAGGCAGCGGGAGUGUCGGCACGGACGCAUCUUUGGUACCCUUGUAUACUUCACCACCUGUACACAGCACCACUGAACUUCUCUCUUCCAACCUCCAGUCGUUUUUUUUCCUUCAUCCCUUCUCCUCUGAAAAUAACGUGUAUCUGCUCUGAGCGUCAGACGGCAAGCUGACGGCUGGUCUUCUUGCUCGUCCGUCAGAGCAUUAGAGAGACAGCUCAGGCGAGGGGGUAAACGAGCCAGGAGGAGGAGGAAGAGGAGGAACUAGGUGCCUUUUUUCUGUCCACAGAAACAAACCGUCCAAUCAGAAAUCACAAAUCACUGCCGCAGCACCUCAGCAAACCAAGCAGCCCAUCAGGACUGAAGAAUCACACACACACUGCUGUUGUUCCAGUCUUUUCUUCAUCUGGAGGCCUUAGUUUGUCCUAAUGUCACUGUUAGCAACCCUGAGAGAGAUUCAGACUAUCAUGAGGGCUGAUAUGAGUAAAUAUUCUGCUCAAUAAUGACUAAUAAUUACAUUUUCUUAUGUUCAUGGCUGAUAUUCCCAACAGACUGAGUUUUUGAGGGAAGAAAAGCCCAUGAAGCCAUCACAGGUUAGUAAAUACUCAGAUUUUCCAGCUUCAGCAAGAUUCAUGGUUCAAAUCAUCCGACUAAUGGAACUCCAUCGGUCCUCUCUCUCUGUCUCUUGAUUUAGUGAAGGGUCAUGUGACCUGAGCCCCGCCCCUUUUUUCUUAUUCUCUAAAGGGGGAUUGUUGGAUUGUGGCACGAUUUUAAAACUGCACAACGACCACCUUUUCUGUUGUUGUUGUUUAUUGUAAUAUUUCCUGUUUGGUGUAAAUACUCUCCAUGUCACAGCAGAUCGGAGUGUGCUCACUUUUCUAUAUCUGUACAUACGUAUUAUGUAUAAAACACAAAAUACUUUCUCUUUUUGUAUAAAAGCAAAAAUAAUAUUCUAUAGAGCGUGUAAACCGUGUUUUAUCAAUUCAGAUUGGAUUUAAUCAUUUGAUGUUUUUUAAGGUUUGGCUGUUUGAUGGGAAGUAAGCACAGGGUUCGAUGGCGUCAGCCGCUAUCGCAGCCUGCUUGUUUGUUUGUUUACAGAUGCUGAGGGUGGCUGGAUGUUGUUGUUGUUGUUAUUGGAGGGGAACAGUGAGCUCCAGUUCGUCUGGCAGGACCAGCGCUGUGCUGCCCUCCUCAGGUGAACAACAGCAACUACAGACAGAUGUUUUUAAGUCAAAGAUCGUGACGGAUUUGGUGUGGGGGUUGUGGUUUUGUGUCCCAUCAGGAAAGUUGGUCGAGGAUUUAUCUGCCCACAAAACCUGAUCCCCCCUCGGUUCAUUAGUCCUGGUUCAGCAGGCUGGUUGCUACCAACACUUUUCCCUUUAUACAAAAACCACGAGUGUACGGUCCUAUCGAUAGCUAUACCGAUACAAAUAUUAAUACCGUUACUAAUGUUGAUACCAAUAUUUAUACUAAUACCAUAUCAAUAUUAGUACUAAACCAAUAUUAAUAUUGAACCCAAUACCAAUAUUGAUACUGAUACCGAUGACACCAAAACCAACACAAGUAUUGGUUGUUAUCAUUGAAACCAAUAAUGAGACUAAUACCGAUAUUAAUAUGGACACGUUUUGCCUCCUAAAGGAAAAUCGCUAUUGUACUUUCUUUAUUGCAGGACAAUGUAAAAUAUAAAUGAACAUAAAUACUGAAAGAAAUUCUUCUAAAAUUAAAACAAAACAAUAAGAUUGAUAAGAAAAAUCAAGUAGAAAUAAGAAGUGAAUCAAACUUUUUGAAAUAAUAAAAAUAAUUAGUUUACAGAUUGAUUUAAAUAGAAUUACAUUUCUUUAAUUGAAAGAACAUAAUGCUUAAGAACCGGCAUCAAACCAGUGAAAUGUUAAAACACAGCAUCAUCAUUUUCAUCAUCAUCAUGACAUCUGAUAGGCCACCGUAGUCAUGUGACUCUGACAUAAUAAUGUUGCCUAAAACUUGUACUUUUACUUAGUAUUAAAACGGAGGUAUCAGGAUAUUUAAAAAAGUACUGAAUCCAAUAUUUUGACUGUCAGAUAUAUAAGAAUUGACUCUGGAGUAUCGCUACGGCCAUCGCUAGCCGUCACCAAGUGGACCAAAAAUUAGUUACAGAAAGAAGAUAAAACACAAACUCACUGGAAGACUGGCUGAGAGCAUGUCUUUAAACUUAGAUUUAAAAUCCAACAUGGCACAGAUGCUCUGAGCAUCUUGUAUAUUUGGGGGUAGAUAUCCUGAUGCUAGCGCUAUCUAGCUAGCAUGUUCUGCAGAUGCUAACUGUGAUUUUCAUCAGUUUGAUGAGAAAAAUGAGAAGACUUGACGAUAAACGUGCCAAUUUUUAGGAUCUACUUCAUGCUUCAGUGUAUUUACAUAGCAAACCAUUAGGAACUUAAAUAUUUACUCCCCAAACCUGAAUGUUGGAAAUUGGGCCUAAUGGGAGUGUUUAUGUGAUUUUAAAGCUUUGAUUCUGCCCACCGCAGCUGCUGCCCUUCAUCCCAGAGACCGCCGUCAUGUAAAAUCCCAGCAAGUUGGGUAAUGUGUGUGGAUUAAUAAAGAAAAUCCCUUUUAUGUUGUAACAGAGCAGCCAGACUACGGAUCCACUCAGUGAACACAUGGUAUGCUGUUUGGAUCGGGGAAAACGACCUACCCGUCAGACACCAACAGAACUCUGCAGUUUUACAUGAAAUGAUCCCUGAAAGUCAGCUGUGUUCAUGAUAGGUCAAAAAGUAAAGAUGAACACCAUCCUAACUGAUCAGUCAGGACCUGCGGUCACCGUAGCAUUCACAUUAGGUGUUCUGGUUCUGGUCUGGUGCCCCCACCCCCUCCAUGCUGAUAUGGGCUGCCGCUGGCAUCAGCUGUUGCUCCAAACUCCCAUUUUCUUUCUUUUUUUAUUAUUACAACACUUAAAAUGGAUCAGUGGCAUAUUAAGGUUUGUUGAAGCUGAACUCCACACACACCCUUCACCAGUGUCAACAGGAUAACUAGUUACGGUUAAUCACUGUAACGACGCCCAGUGAAAGAAACUGGACCAUUCUGUUAUCCAUGUCUGUCAGGUACACGGUGGACAGGUGUCAUGUAGGUAACUACUGGAUGCAGACCUCAACUCCGCUAAUUCCAAUUCCCAUGAUCCCUACCUCUGGGUCCCUUCUGUUCAAAGCAAUACCACAGUGAUGGGACUACAGGACGUGAGGAGAGACUGCAGCAUCCAGGUGGCGGGGCUCCAUUUUAACACUGCUGUAUGCUUAUCAUCUGUCGGUGGAAUGAAUAGCCAGGACUGACUGAUUGACUUAUUGACCUGUUUCCAGGCACCUGAGUGUAAUCUUUUUCUACUAAUGUAAAAAAGCUGAGGCUAUUGUAUCCAUGCAACCUGCUGUUGAGGCUGCUGGUCAGACUGGGAACUGAAAACGAAAGUGACCCAUUGAACAUGUUGGUAGAGUAGGGAUACCGUGGUGUGGACGAGCAAGCAGCAGCUCAUGUGUUUAUCAGAGGUGUAAAUAACAAGUCUAACCUUGAUACGAUACACCGACUCUUCAGAUGUUUGCCGAUAUCACAAAAGCAAUCGAUAUGAGAUGAAAUCAUAGAAACUCUCAUUCUUAUCAAAUCACAAAAAGGAGCUAAGUCAUGAAAAUCUAAAUAAACCUUUUAUUUCCACCAAUGGGUCCUGUUCCCGACGGGACGGGUCGGUGCGCUUUUUGUACGUUUCCAUGGACAAAAAACUGGGAAGGGUGCCAGAAUAUCCCAGCCGUCCUGCUUUCCGUCUGGUCCCAGUCUUACCGAACUGACCCAGAAGGGUGGAGCUUGUCACGCUGCAAUCCACUGACCGGUAGCAGGAGUCGUCUCCUCCCACACGACUGGGCACUAAGAACAAAGCAGGAACAGCUCCACGUUUAAAUGUUCGGUGGAUUUUUUCUUGUCUAAGUUAUACCCUCCUGCCUACGUUGGCUGCACCAAACCGUCCCAAGCCAGACCCCUCGGUGGAAACGGGGGUUAAUUUUCCUCCUGAGCGUAAUCAGCUAUUUAAAUGAAAAUCAAUGUGUUCUGUUAACUAAAACAGACUGAACCACAUCCUGGAUUUUGGACAUAACCAAGGUAGUACAGUCUGACUUUCUCAGAGCACCACACCUCUGAAUAUGACGACUUCUUGGUUUCGGUUGUUUGAACAAAACGAAUGGAAAUAUUUCAGCAUGCUGUUUCGUUAACAUGUCUUACUAACAGUUACUGUAUUGAUAUUUGAUGAGUCGAUGCAUCACUGUAUGUAAAAAUUGAUGUGUUGCUACACCCCUGAUGUUUAUACCCCACAGUUCAAUGCUUUAACGUUUAUGCUUAUAUUUCAGCGCCAUCUUGUGGCCACGGCUGGAACUUCAGCCUGAAAUGACCAAAUAUGGGUUUAAUCAGCGCGAAAGGUCCAGUCUGGUCCAGAACCUGGACAAAUUUAGUUGUUUUUAAUAGAAAGAUGUGUUUAUGGUGCUGAAAUUUCAGAACAUUUUCUAUUUUUUUUCUUUGUUCACACAAGUUAAAAUUUUUUAUUUGGAUUUUUCUAAAAUUCCAUUGUGAGAUGUUGUUAAUACUCAUGACCAUAAAUGCUGUAGAGCUAAAAACCGCUCCUCUUGAGUUGAGUAAAAAUUGAUAACUUACACUUACUUACAUAGUUUAACCUAGAGUUUGGAGGCUCGCUCUGGUUGUCUACGCACAAUUGUAAAUUUUACCACCAAAUAACAAUUUAAUGACGUGGUUUUCUAACAGUUUUAGACUUGAGAUCCUUAAAUUAGAAGCAGCCAGAGUUUUAGACAGGUUUCCUUCUUCAGCGUAUUUGGCCAAAUAGUUUAGUUUUUUUGUUGCUUUUUGCAGAAAUUCAUGAAAAUAAAAAUGAGUUGAAAGUUAGAAAAGCUUCAGUAUGACCUCAGGGGGUGCCCACAACUCUUGAUGGGUGUGCAAAGGGACGAAUGUACGAAUUGUCUGAAAUAACUGUGUGAAUGCAGGAAUCCAGCACCAGAAAUGCCUUUGAAAGAUCACGUUGACAAGCUUUAUCAACCCCCUAGAACAUCAGUAAACAUAGUGAAUGAACUUGUGGUAGUGGUUGCUGCUCGCUGCGCUCUGAUUGGUUCAGCUCUGAGAUCAGGCUUACUUCAGAAAUGACCGACCCAUCCUGAUAUCGUCAAACUCUAAAAACACGAUGUGAACAGGGUUGACAGACUGAGACGCUUCUCGUAUUUAAGGCCCCUCCUCAGUCGCGAGGCUUUACCGUCGCUACCACACACUCAUACCGAGGAAAACUCACAUUUUCACACACAUACACACUUUUCUACAUGAUGACACUGUAUAUUUCUUGAUAUGUUUGAUACUGUGGUGUAAAUGUAGUGUCCUGCUAUGAAGCGGUGUUGGUGGGGAGGGUGAGGCCCGGUCCCAGUUCCUUUCACCUCCUUCUGUUUUUGGGGGGGGGGGGGGGGCACCGUAUGUCUGUUACCUUUUGUUUUGUCCGUUUUCAGAAGACUUUUUUUCGUUGGAGCGGAUCACAAGCACAUUCCUGACUCCUCUGUGUGUGCGUCCUGCUUAUCCUCCCCUGUUGCAACACAACACGUCUGGUUCCCGCCAACUCACGUGUAUAUAAAGUGCAUAUAUGUGUACACAUGUGCAAUACACGCUAUUCAAGCAAUCUAUUACUGUGACUAAUAUUGAUGAUAAUUGUCACCUUUCGCAGUCUCAGCCUGUUUUUUCCUCCUUGUCCUGAUUCUGUUGCAGGAGCUUAAAAAGGGAAGAUGACUAUUGUGAUUCUUCACACUCAGUUUAAUUUCAGGGGUUUGUGGACAUUUUAAUAAAGCCCUUUUUUAUUAUUAUCCUCACUUUAAUGUUGUGAUGUUAAUCCUGAUGAUCUGUUUUCUUUCUGUUUGUUUUUUUUAAGUGGGCUUGUUGUUAAAUUUGUCUGGAAACUCAAUAAAGCAAUUCACAAACCCUUA
Melanotaenia boesemani (Boeseman's rainbowfish) is the source of this 9830-nucleotide messenger RNA. It is a transcript of the gene hdac5, whose product is annotated as histone deacetylase 5. Gene Ontology annotation, molecular function: histone deacetylase activity. NCBI's taxonomy places the organism in Eukaryota, Metazoa, Chordata, Actinopteri, Atheriniformes, Melanotaeniidae. The record is from RefSeq and is a predicted model, not a curated record. Gene Ontology annotation, biological process: chromatin organization; negative regulation of transcription by RNA polymerase II. Bases 354 to 3620 code for a protein of 1088 amino acids. Gene Ontology annotation, cellular component: histone deacetylase complex. The transcript is spliced from 29 exons.